CCCAUGUUGCCGCUUUAGAAAUGAAAGAUGACUGUACGACAGGGGAGGGAUUCUAGUGGGACUAGAUAUUGAAGGUUGCGUCAGUGGUGUGCAUCUAGCAGAUACGUCCCUUCAGUAAGAAACCUGAACGUUUUUUGGCUGGAAGUUGAAAUAUACCAGUGAUCUUCGGCGGGGGUGGUGUUAAUGGCUGUGCAUUUUCAGUUUUUUGGCUUAUGCAUCUUUAUUGACACCCCUUGUUGAUAAGUAUAGUAAGAAUGGAGAACUAUGAGGAGUUCUGUGCAAUGCACCUUACCAGGAUCCAGGAAGAAGUUUUGUCACAAGAUGAAUCCUUUGCACCUUCAGAGCAGAAUAGCAUCUCUCUUAUCCAGUUCCAUGGAGUCGCUGUGCUUGCACCCCUGCUAAGCCUUGAGAGAAAAAAAGAGAUGCAGCAGUACAAACAGAAGGCUGUUGAUGUAGAGGUGAUGAGACAAAAUGCCAAGAAAAACUCCUUGCUAAACCGUGUGCAGGCAAUUCUGGAAAGUGUACAGGUGAGAAAGGUACCAGAUACCAAUGAAAGUGGACCCCUGGAGGCUGUUAGCAGUCAUAGUUUAAAGCCAAAUCAGCAAAAUGGCUUUGCGAUAUUGCCUAAUUUUAGUAGUAUACCUCAUGUUGCCACACAGAGUAGACACAGAAGUGCUGAAAAAACUGCAGUGUCAAGUAAAUCUGCUUUGGGAAACAGUGGUAAAAAUUCCUCUGAAAUUACUACCCUCAAAGUAGAUUCAUCCUCUUCUGUAAGUCAAACAGACUAUUCUGUUACUGCAGAGAAUUCACCUUCCAGUAUUACUGAAACUAGAUUGCAGUCAUCUGCAAGUGCUGAUGAGAAAGAAAAAGAAAAAUUAGAUGCAGACACGUUAGAACUUGCCAAGGAAGACCCAGUGGUGCCUGAUCAUUAUGCAAUGAGUUUACAGAACCUUUUGAAAAAGUCAAAGGAAUACAUAGAUAAAGAAAAAGAGAGAAGCCAACACAGUCCUAAAAAUAGUACAAAGAGAAGACUAAGCGAAAGUCACUCUGACAAGGAAAAUGAUAUUGCUAAGACUGAUGCUUCCAUAAAGGAGAGAACUGUGUAUAGCAACAGAAGUAGGAGUUGUAGUCCUGUAAUAUUUGAUAAAAAAGUUAGUCCUGGUAGAAUAAUCCACGCAAACAGCAUGAGUGGUACAUUGUCUAGUUUCUCUAAAGUGGACAUUCCUGUGCGACCUUCAACGCCGUCAACAUUUGAGUCUGAUUCUGAUGAGGAGCUGAAGAGAAAUUUCAUUUUUGAUAAUGAAAGCAGCAUUUUACGGAGUUUGACUGGAUCUUAUGCCAAAUUACCAAGCCCCGAGCCAAGUUUGAGCCCUAAAAUGCAUAGAAGACACUCUCGAACGUUAUCAGCAGGGCAUAUAGUUAUCAGUAAUCCUGUUAAUGCUUAUGAGCUAAGUCCUAAGGGAAAAGAUGCACUAGUAACACAAAAUGGAACUGAAAAGAUUACUUACAAAGAAACUUUGAGAUUUUCCACAGAUGAAAUGAAACUUUGUAGCAGUAAACUUCAUGAGUCUACUGGAGGAACACCUGAAACAUCUGCCUUAACUUUGUCAAGUAACGGGCAUGUCAUAACUAAGGAUGUUUUGCAUAAAGAGGAAAGCAGUGUAUUUUGUGAAACUCCUGACAGGUGUGCCUCAGUGCAGUCUGUUAGAGGUCUGCAUUCUGAGGAGAGGGUUCCAACUUGUUUCAGACUACAUGAGCCAGAUGUAGCCAUUCAGCCAUCAGUACCACAUAAUGUGAAAAGCAACAAUGGCGCCAAGACAAACAGUCUACCGGAGUGGGCCAAACGAGGUUCGCCAGUUGAGCUGAACAAAUCAUAUGAUGUGGAAACACCAUCACCAAUAUUGCUGCAAAGCCAGAGUUUAAGACCUUGUCCAUAUCUUGCUCAGACUGUUUCCUCAAGUGAAAAGAGUUUGCAGAACAGUUUGGAAGGCAGCAUUAAACAUAAACUUGACAAGGAAGUGAUAGAAACAGUAGAUAUCAAAGGAAGCAAAGAAACCGCUGCCUCCACUUUAGGAGUAGGUCUCCAACAAGAGUCCAUGUGGAUGCAGAAAGCAAUUUGCCAUUCAAGUCCACUGUGUGCUAACAGCACUGAAGCACCAGUCAGUAUUAACUCUAUUGAUGAGGGAUUUAUCAAAAAGAGAAUGUUUGCCUUUGAAGAACUUAGGAAGAGGCUUGAAGAACAGCAUGCCCAACAGCUGUCAGAACUGAUAGCUGAACAAGAGAGAGAGCAGGAGAAAUUAAGAAAGGAGAUGGAAGACCAAAACAGAAGAUUAGCAGAAAAGAAAGAGGAGCUGACAGAAGCAGCUACACAAAACAGAAGUAGUGAAAUUAUGUUGAACCGGAAGGAAAAAUGUGUAUCUGGCUCAGUCACACCUAUGACGUCACCAGGAAACACAGGUUUUAGCUGCAGUCCGAAUCUGCACAACUCCAGUUCCAGUGCUGUAACAUCUAACACUUCAUUCUGUCACUGGAGUCCUGAGGACAGUGUUGUGCCAAAACUUUAUACUCCCAAAAUAUAUGGCAGAACCCGAACCAGGUGGUCUCAGGUGCCUGUAACGGAUAUACAUAUGAAAUUUGAAAAAGUGACUGCAUUAGCCAAAGGAUUUUUAACACGAAGACUGAUGGAAACAGAAAAAGUAAAAGCCCUCCAACAGACUGUUAAGGAUACAAUUGAGUUCAUUAAAACUUUCCAGUCUGAACCUUAUUCUAGAAGAGGACCAGUGUCUUCACAAGAUAUGUCAUUGCAGGAUCGAGUACUGGCUCAGUUACGGGCUGCUCUGUAUGAAAUUCAUGACAUAUUUUUUGUAAUGAAGCCUGCUGACAGAAUGGCAAUACUUCAUCAUGAUCGAGAAGUCCAUAAAGAAAAAAUGCUACGACAAAUGGAAAAAAUGAAAAGUCCACGGGACAGAGUUGUACUUUCUGCUGCUACCCAGAAAUCAUUGGACAGAAAAAAGCAGAGAAGAAUUGGUGAAGCAGUGCUACCGAAUAAAAAACCUCCCGUGAAACAAAACACACCUUCAGAAACUAGAAUUCUGCAGCCUAAUCAAGGGCAGAAUGCUCCAGUUCAGAAGUUACUUUACCGACAAGGCAGUGUGUAUGGAAAGGACCCGAAGAAAAAAGUUAAGCAGUGCUGCAGUUUAGGACGACAGAAUUCACUGGGAUAAAAGCAGAUGGAUGAAGCUGAUAUUGCCAAAGAUUCAGGACUGCUAGAAGAUGAUGCUUACUGAAACUGACAUAUGUGUUUGAUAUGCUGUAUGUCUACAGGGGCAUUUCCAACCUUAUUUAAGCCACGGAGCAAUCAUUUUGUCUGCAUAUCAUAGAUUCAAAGCUGUGAACACGUCUCAUCAUCCAGCAGAGCCUGUACUGCAUUGCAGCACAGACUAGUAGUCCAGAGCUCUCUGUAAUGAUGUAUGUAAAUGUAGUUUCUUGAAGUUUACAUUAUGGCACACUUUUUCCAUUGCUGCAUCUAUUGUAUCAGGAGUAUCUUGACUUGGCUUUAGCUUCAUUUAUUAAGAAGCAUGUUUCUCCAUGACUUGCCUGCCCCCAUCAGAGCUUUUUUAGAGGAGGAAAAUGCAUUUGUCUCAGGAAUAUUCUGUAGAAUGAGAACUUGGCCAAAUCUUUUCCUUUUGUUGUACAAGGUGAAGCACUCUGAUUGUUCUCUAAAGUUUUUGAUAGUACAAGGUUGUCAUUAACUCAGUUGUGAGUUGAUCCUCUCCUUGGAGAACUGAAAAUAAAAAACAUAUUUUGCUGCUUAAAAAUGUAUCUUUGGUGUAGUAACAUCAUAUCAUUGAAUAUAUUCAUAAAAAGAGGACACUAUUGUCAAAUUCACUGUUAGGUUUUGAACAGUAGUUUGAAGUGCUGUCAGUGCUCAUAACUCCAGAAUCUCUAACAUCACCAGUGACAGACUGUAAUCAGGCUGCAUUUUAAUUAUUUUUUUAUACUUAAUUACAUUUCUUUUAUACAAAAUUAAAAUAGCUAAUCUAACACAUAGAAUCCUCCAUGAUGGUCCUAUGUUUAUUUUAUCCACAAGUCUGCAUUUGGCAUUUUUUUUCUGAAAGUUCUUAUGUUCUUAUGUUCUUGGACAAGUAUUCUACCAUGAUGACUUAUGCCAUGGCAUAACAUGUUGAUUAUAUAAGCCUACUUCUCCCACCAUGCUGAAAAGUUUCCUUGGUAUUCACACAGUUUGAAUUUCAAUCCCUGCUAUCACUGGUAAAAUGUUCUUUGUUCCCAUGUGCUUUGUUUCUUCCCCAGUGCUUUUCUGCAUUUGAGAAGAAUAGUAAAAAGACAAUCAUAUUGGGACUUGGUCUAGAUCCUUCUCAACAUCCAGAAGGCAGGUCAUUAAUUUGCCUGCCAGGGUUUUACUGAGAUACUACUAAGAGUGUUGGAAUGGGGCCAUAGUCUUGUAGAGGUAAGUUUUUUUGUUUGUUCCUGCAGAUGACCAUUAGCUGCCACCAGCCAAUCUACUUAUUCACAGGGACUAUUGGACCGACCAUAUGUCCAGUGCCAUUGAGGAAAUAAAAUACAUUGGUGGAGUGUCAUAUUGCUGCAGGGUAAUUUUUUUUUAAUGCUGUUGUAAUGACCCCACCCCACAUGCACUUGUAACGUCAAGGAGCAAAUAUGCAGUGAGGAUGUACUGCUUAUCAUCCCUCCCCUAAGUGGUUCAAACACUGCACCCCAUGUAUCCCAGAAUACACUAGGGAUUAACAACAAGGUGCGCUUGACUGUGUGCCCUCCCCCCAGGAUUGAAAUGUCCCCCUUCCCUGCUUAUAACUCAGUCUCUGAAGCCGUUAAUAAGUCCAGGAUGACUGGGCUCAAGUCAGGGCUUUAUUCUUCUAUAUCACAGUCCUGGCUUGUAUUUUUUCCCACUCCCAUGCAGUCAACCAUCAGCUUGUCUCAAUACCCCAGUCUUAUGUCAGGUCAACCUGUCCCUUCUUAUCUCCCCUGCACUUAAUCUGCUUAGGUUGGAACUGAUGGGAAUCAUUAGGGCAUCCUGGGACCACACAUCAUCCUUAUUGCUGUAGAGUGUUGUAAUGACCUACACUUAUUUCCUCCCCUUCCUACCUCCUUACAUUCAUCUGCUAUGUCUACGGGCUACUCAUCUCCAUGAACCACGCUUCUUCACAGGAAAUCCCUAGAUGAACUACCUCCCCUGGAUGGACACACCCAUCUCUUCCUUUCAGUGCCUCAGACAACCAAGCUGCUAAUAAAACCUUGGUUGCAUGGACCAUUGUUAGAGCUUUGUCCUUCUCCAUCACAGCGCUGGCCAAUGCUGGCUUAUCUUGUACAGCUAAGUUUGUGACAUCUGCUGCCUCUUUGGUUUCUCAGAGGUGGCAAUCAUCCCCAGUGAGCAAAUUUUCAGCUCAACUCUAGCACUGCAUUUCUAAAGAGGACUUAAGACUGGAGAGAAGCACACUUCAACUCCUACCCAGAGGAGUGCAUCCCAUGGUGGUUAUUGCCUCCUUUCUCUUGCAUAAUGGGGUUUACCAUUAUCCAUCUAAGUAAAUCAGAGGGAGCAUCCCUUAGCAUUAUCUGUCAUGGAUUGGAGGUAUUGAGGCCUAGAUGCCUUCUCCUAUGGCCUCUCCCUUAGAUUGUCUGAUCUAGUCCGCUGUGAUUGUGGAAGAAAUGCUUGGAGAGUCCGCCAUGGGGUCUGUGAUCCAGGAUCCAGAGAUCAGAUGCUUGUUCAUCUUUGGAUGGCAUUUUGUGUCAUUAGUGUGGAACUUGAUCUGUAGGGUUGUUAGCAGGCUGCAAGUGCUUAAUUCAGAGCAUGCCCCCCACACACACACACAC
Protopterus annectens (West African lungfish) is the source of this 5847-nucleotide messenger RNA. It is a transcript of the gene CCP110, whose product is annotated as centriolar coiled-coil protein 110. Lineage: Eukaryota; Metazoa; Chordata; Ceratodontiformes; Protopteridae. The record is from RefSeq and is a predicted model, not a curated record. The transcript is spliced from 14 exons. Gene Ontology annotation, cellular component: centriole. Gene Ontology annotation, biological process: regulation of cytokinesis; centriole replication; centrosome duplication. Bases 255 to 3224 code for a protein of 989 amino acids.